Molecule: messenger RNA, 1298 nt
Organism: Camelina sativa (false flax)
Lineage: Eukaryota; Viridiplantae; Streptophyta; Magnoliopsida; Brassicales; Brassicaceae
Product: gibberellin 2-beta-dioxygenase 1
Source: RefSeq, a predicted model, not a curated record
UCUGCUUAUAUAUACACACGCCUUCAAAGCUAAUCGAAAGUGACCCCUAAAAAGAAUAAAAUUUUCUUACGCAAAUUACAUAUAUAUCAAUGGCGGUCUUGUCUAAACCGAUCACGGAACCAAAAUCCGAGCUUUCGCUUAUCCCGGUUAUAGAUAUCUCUAACCCAGAGUCCAAAUAUGCCCUCGUCAAAGCCUGCGAAGACUUUGGCUUCUUCAAGGUGAUCAACCAUGGUGUUUCCACAGAGUUAGUCUCUGUUUUAGAACACGAGACGGUCGAGUUCUUCUCGUUGCCCAAGUCAGAGAAAACCCAAGUCGCAGGUUAUCCCUUUGGAUACGGGAGCCGUACGAUUGGUCGGAAUGGUGAUGUGGGUUGGGUUGAGUAUUUGCUCAUGAAUGCUAAUCUUGAUUCCGGUUCCGCUCCACUCUUUCCGGGUCUUUCGCAAAACCCGGCAACUUUUAGAAACGUACUGGAAGAGUACAUAACAUCAGUGAGAAAAAUGACAUGCCAUGUCUUGGAGAUGAUUACAGAUGGGUUAGGUAUUAAACAGACAAACACACUUAGCAAGCUCGUGUCUGACCAAAACACGGAUUCGAUACUGAGACUUAAUCACUAUCCACCAUGUCCUCUUAUCAAAAAGAAGACCAAUGGUGGUAAAAAUGUGAUCGGUUUUGGUGAACACACAGAUCCUCAAAUCAUCUCUGUCUUGAGAUCUAACAACACUUGUGGUCUCCAAAUCAAUCUAGCUGAUGGCUCUUGGAUCUCUGUCCCUCCCGAUCACUCUUCCUUCUUCUUCAACGUUGGUGACUCUCUCCAGGUAAUGACGAAUGGGAGGUUCAAGAGCGUGAGGCAUAGGGUUUUAGCCAACUGUAAAAAAUCUAGGGUUUCCAUGAUUUACUUCGCUGGACCUUCGUUGACUCAAAGAAUCGCUCCGCUGACUUGUCUUAUGGACAAAGAAGACGAGAUGUUGUACGAAGAGUUCACUUGGUCCGAGUACAGAUCCUCUGCCUACAACUCUAGAUUGUCUGAUAAUAGGCUUCAACAAUUCGAAAGGAAGACUAUCAACCAUAAUAAAUUACUGUUAAAAAUAUGAUUAAUGAUUUCUAUUUUUGUUCGUGAUUCAUAAAUCUUAUCUAAGUGUGUGUUAUUCCCUAUAUAAUUAUGUGUAUGAUUGAAGUUAAUGUUGAUCCAAUAAUUGUAAUAUAAUGCAAUAGCUAUGUUUUCUCUAGCAUCAGUAUCGCUUUGAAAACUUUGUAAUAUCAAGUUGUUUUAAACACUUUAAAUAAGCCGUUUUAAUUAA